This is a messenger RNA of Gamsiella multidivaricata, 1229 nucleotides long. RefSeq names its product ribosomal protein L16p/L10e-domain-containing protein. Gene Ontology annotation, cellular component: mitochondrial large ribosomal subunit; ribosome. The record is from RefSeq and is a predicted model, not a curated record. Gene Ontology annotation, biological process: mitochondrial translation. The coding region runs from base 30 to 1025 and encodes 331 amino acids. NCBI's taxonomy places the organism in Eukaryota, Fungi, Mortierellomycota, Mortierellomycetes, Mortierellales, Mortierellaceae. The transcript has a single exon. Gene Ontology annotation, molecular function: rRNA binding; structural constituent of ribosome.
GUGAACAGGACUGUCUUACGAGUUAGUUUAUGCAAAUUGUAAACAAGUGCCUGUUGCUUGGUCCCCAGGGACAGGCAGCCGCUUCUUCAUUCACUCGGAACACCAGGCAGACCAAAGUGGUGGGCACUGCUUCUUUGGGACAUACUCAACGAACACUUUAUUCCUCCCAAUCAACCAUCCCCUCCUCCACCAAACAGCUUCUUCCCGCAAUGGCAUCCCUCUUCAGGGCACUCUCCAGGACACCUCUGCUCCUGAGUGCUGCUCGUCCCUCUACCUCUACUGCCAUCCGUCCUCUUUCCUCGCCCUCACUUUUCGUCCGCAACUUUUCUUUUGGUUCGCCUUCUGCACCACUCUCUAUCCGCAACCAUGGCUCCAUCUUCCCCUCCCUCCACAGCUCCUUCAACAUGUCUUCAGCCGUCCGCUCGUUGGCAACACCCGUAAACAAGACCCAGCGUCGCUUCAACAGUUUGCAGCCCAAGAAGAUGAAGUAUCGCAAAAAGCACAAGGGCAAGAUUCCAAUCCCUAUCGGAGGAUCUACUAAGGGUACCUUUGUCGAAUUUGGGGAAUACGGGCUUCGUAUCAAGGAAGGUGCUCGCUUGACGGCCAAGCAGAUCCAGGCCGCCCACACAACCAUCCGCAGGAAGAUCAAGGCAGUGAAAGGAUCGCAGAUCUGGACCAGGGUCUUCCCAGACAUCCCUGUCACGUCCAAAGGAGGCGAGAGUCGUAUGGGUAAAGGAAAGGGAUCCGUGGAUUACUAUGCGACCCGAGUCGGGCUUAACCGUAUCAUCUUUGAGAUUGGUGGAGGUGGAAUCCGUCGCGAGCACGCCAAGGAAGCCUUGAGAUUGGCCGCGGCCAAGAUCCCUGUCGCUGUUGAGUUUGUUGUCAAAGCUGAACAGGUGAAGCCGCCCAAAGUUCCUCGUGUCAUCCCUGGCGCGCCUGUCCCUCUUAAGGCACUUAACUCUGCGUCUGCAACUGUUGUACCUAUUACACCGGUUAUCGCCAAGGAGGCCGAGAUUGCAGCAUAGUCUGCCAAUUUCUGAAGUGCCUUUUUCUCUCUCUCUUUCUGUACACCACUCGUUUGAUUUUCGGAUCUGGAUGUCCUUGUUUUCUGCCUUUCGCACCCUUUCAUAGCGCUCUUCUCUGAGAUAAUAAACCGAUCAUAGACCAUGCUGCAUCAACUGCUCUGUGUGGAAAUAAAGGUGACGUCACCCUUUUUUUUUUCCGAAGAA